Messenger RNA from Drosophila biarmipes, 2040 nucleotides. RefSeq names its product brain-specific homeobox protein. The coding region runs from base 52 to 1341 and encodes 429 amino acids. Lineage: Eukaryota; Metazoa; Arthropoda; Insecta; Diptera; Drosophilidae. The record is from RefSeq and is a predicted model, not a curated record. Gene Ontology annotation, biological process: regulation of DNA-templated transcription. Gene Ontology annotation, molecular function: DNA binding; DNA-binding transcription factor activity, RNA polymerase II-specific. The transcript is spliced from 4 exons.
GACACCAGCCACCAGCCACCGCACACCUCCUCGUCCGUCGCCUCCAUCGAAAUGGCAAUGCUUAAUGAGGCCAGCUUGAGUCCUGCGGACGCACAUGCUCAUGCCACCGGUGCCACCGCGCCCACGCACAGCAAGGCGACGGCGGCGGUGGCGAUGGCCAGUGCCAACACAAUGCUGACCACAAAAACGCCGUUCUCCAUCGAGCACAUAUUGUUUCAAAAUUUAAAUAGUGCCAGCAACAAUAAUAAUAACAAUAGUAACAUCACCGCCAAUAGUCAUAGUUAUGUGCAAAAGAGUGGCAAAAGUGCGCUGAAAAGUUCGAGGAGCAGCUUCGCCCACGACAAUAAUCCACAGAAACAUCCGUCGCAACAUUCGCAUCCGCCGCCAUCGCAUCCGUCGGCAUCUGUAUCCGCAUCCGCGACUGCAACGAACCGUGGCAAUCAGGCUGCGUCGGGAUACGGCAGCGAGGACUACGCCAAGUCCCUGCACAACGCCCAACGGUCAAACCAUCAUUCACGUCCUGGAGCUUCCCACUACAGCGGAGAUCAGGCUUCUCAGCAAUUGGGAUCUGCGGCAGGACAGCAUCCGCCGGUUCCAACGCCUCAGCCACCACCUCCGCCGCCCUUGAAUGGAGGAACUGGGGGAUCCAAUGGAGUAUUGUACCCCAAUGCCCCGUACACCGAUCACGGAUUCCUUCAAAUGACCCUCGGCUAUCUGUCUCCGUCGUCUGGUACUUACAAGUCCGUGGAUCCCUACUUUCUGUCACAAGCCAGCCUUUUCGGGGGAGCGCCCUUCUUCGGAGCACCAGGCUGUGUGCCGGAACUGGCCCUCGGACUGGGAAUGGGCGUGAAUGCCCUGCGCCACUGCCGCCGGAGGAAGGCCCGCACGGUGUUCAGCGAUCCGCAGCUGUCCGGCCUGGAAAAACGCUUCGAGGGCCAGCGAUACCUCUCGACGCCGGAGCGCGUGGAGCUGGCCACUGCCUUGGGACUCAGCGAGACCCAGGUGAAGACCUGGUUCCAGAACCGCCGCAUGAAGCACAAAAAGCAGCUGCGCCGGCGCGACAAUGCCAAUGAGCCCGUCGACUUCUCACGCAGCGAACUGGGAAAACAGCCGGGCGAGGCCACCUCUUCCUCCGGAGAUUCCAAGCACGGCAAAAUGAAUCCCGGAUCCGGCGGCACGCCCACUCAGCCCCCAAGUGAGCAGCAGCAACUGCAGAUGUGCCUCAUGCAGCAGGGAUACUCCACGGACGACUACUCCGACCUGGAGGCGGACAGUGGCGACGAGGACAACUCCAGCGACGUGGACAUCGUGGGCGAUGCGAAACUCUACCAGUUAACAUAGAUAGUUCGAUCGGGAAGAAGAGCUGAGUCUUAAAAUAGUAAUGUUUUCGGUAUUUUAGUUGGGGAAAUGCAACUUUUGGUAUUUUUUAAUUUAUUAGUCUUUAAAUCUUGUUAAAUAUUGAAAAACUGCCCAACACAAGUAAUUUUACAAUUUUAAUCACCAUUUAGAUUAACCACAAACUUUCAUAUAUCUUUUGCAACAGUUAAAAGAGCUUUACAUUGAAAACCUAAAUAUAUUUUACAUUCUGUGUGCCACAAAACCACAUGGUAUAUUGUUAUCAACCCUUACCACAUUUGAUAUAUAAAUAGUUAUGUUAUAUCAGCAAUACCAAGGUUUACUAAUCAUAUCUAAGAGUAUAUUUUUAGGAAACAAAAGACAGUUUUUUUGAGUUUUGUCAAAUUUACCCCUUAGUUACUCACCUUUUAAAGAUUAUUUUAUAGAACUUAGAUAAGGAAGAACAACAAUUUUCUAAUACUGAAGUUGCAUUUCUCCCAAAUAUUUGAAUUGAAAAGAAACCCCCUGUAAAUACUAACAAGUUCUUGAACGAGCUGCAUUCUAGUCAUGUAUUAAGUCUUAACUCUAAUCAAAUUUAGUGAUUGUAUUCGAGAACUUCCAUUUUAAGGUAUUUUAUUUCCCUGCGACGUCUUAUCCGGAACAUAGUGCUUACAAUAAACCAAACAGAGCAGAGUUAUGAGAAUA